CUCUGAUCACAUGGACAGUUUUUAAAAAAGCCACUGAGCACCAGUAAAGCUGGGAAAUCUAAACACGGAGGAGCAGAGAUGUCUGAUGGACAGAAGAAAUGUACCUGAACGAGGCCUUACUGAGCAAGCAAAUGGAAAAGCAAGCAGGCAGCGGUCUAGACUGAUCAGUCGUGGGUGAAAGAACAAAACAACACUGAUAGAUAAAAAAAGCCUUAGCCCUAUAAAUAGGAGAUGGAACAAUUUAAUCAACAUUCUGAGGAGGGCGACGUGCACAGUGUUUCUCAAUUAGAGACUAUUACAGAGACAGAGAGGAGAAAUACUUCAGAUGGAGACUCCACAAACCAACCGCUAUCUCAGGCGUCCCAGAGAAGGAGUAGAGGUUCCUCAGGGAAAGACAACCCAAUGGAGUUCCUACCAGGAGAACACUCAAGAAGGAAAAUGGUGAGGUCCUCAGACAGGUCAAUCUCCAGCACUUCUACGUGUUCUUCAGUGGCUUACUCAUCUCCUGAGAGCGACCAGGUCUUCAGUGAGGAGGAAGAAAUUCAGACGAAGCGCAAAAUCCUGCGAAAGACCAAGUCCUGGAAGACUUUCUUCACGAUGGUGCACUGGUCCCUGAGAAGACAGAAUUCCUGGGUACAGCUGGCUGGGCACGAAGGUAACUUUAAGGCAAGUGCACGUGGCAACAUCUUGAAGAAGUAUAGCCCAGUGGAAAAUACCUGCCUGAUAGCUCUUAUGGAUGAUGCUCUGCGGUCAUAUGUCCCCACGUACCAUGGACUAGUGGAGAUUGAAGAACAGACCUACAUCAAGAUGGAAGAUCUUCUAAUGGGUCUGGAAGCUCCAAGUAUCAUGGAUUGCAAGAUGGGCGUCAGGACUUACCUGGAGGAGGAAUUAGCAAAGGCGAUGCUGAAACCCACACCACGUAAGGACAUGUAUAACAAGAUGGUGAGUGUGGAUCCAUCAGCGCCCACCCAGGAGGAGCACGCACAGAAAGCGGUCACCAAACCACGCUACAUGCAAUGGCGAGAAACCGUGAGCUCCACUGCUACAAUGGGAUUUCGGAUCGAGGGAGUCACAAUUGAGGGAGGUCCUGUGAAGAAAGAUUUCAAGCAGAUGAAGACCAGAGAGCAGAUCAUGGAGACAUUUAUCACUUUUACCAAAGGGCGGAAUGAUAUCCUGGCUGCCUAUGUGGACCGUUUAGAGAGUAUGCAGACAGUCCUACAAGAGUCUGUAUUCUUCAGGACUCACGAGGUCAUCGGCAGCUCCCUCCUCUUUGUCCAUGAUCGACGUGGCUUCUCCAAAGUGUGGAUGAUUGAUUUUGGCAAGACAUCUCCAGCACCGUCUCAUUUAUCUCUUUCGCAUGAUGUACCCUGGGAGGCUGGUAACCAUGAAGAUGGCUACCUCUUGGGCUUACAGAAUCUAAUUAACACUAUUCAGGACACUAUGAGCAGGAUUGAGGACAGAAGGGAGAACCUAUGUGAGAAGACGGAAGAUGUCCAUGAGGAGGAGAAAAAACUAACAAAGGAAAGAGAAAAUACAUUACUAAAGGAAGAAAAUGAGAAAACACUAACACAAAUGGAGACGCAUGUGAUUUAUAGUGAGGAAAAAUUAAUGGAAAAAGAUCAGAAAAUGGCAGUGGAUAAAAGCAGAAAUUUAUAUUAAUCAAGUGAGAUCAUAUAUGUCUGGAACUUGCUUUUCAGGUUAUGGGGAAAUAGAUGCCCCUCCCGUUGGGUCAUUUAUCUGAGGCCUCUGAAGAUAUGUCUAACCAGAGGAGGCAUUGUCAGUAUUGUAAUCUCCACAGCUAACGGUUAAGACAAGGACAGCGUAGGAAUAAAACGUUUGGGCUGGAGUGUGAAGUACCUGAUCUUCUGUGAAGAGUUUUAAGAGAGGACACUGUGAAACCAAGAACACAACAAUUAUAUAUAGUCAUCUAAUUUUAACUUUUAAAUAGACAAGCGACUCAAAAAUGUUCUCCUGCUGCUGUCAUUCUUCUGUUUAAAUGACUAAUUUGAAGAUAACAUCCAUAUGUUGUCAUAUGGUGAGACAGAAGCAUUCAUCCUUCCUUGCAUGUUCAUCAUGUUCAUGUCACUUUGUACUCAUGAGCCUUUCAUUAUGGUUGGAGUAAUUGGUCUAUACAAACUGUCCUAGUUACAAGACUUUGGGAAGAUGUAGAUGUAUCUUAUACUGGUAGGAGUUACCAGACACAAUGCUUUAUUUUACCUUUAUCACUAUAACACCCUAUGUAGAUGGUCCAAGACCUGUAAUGGGUUCUCUAGCAGAGUAAUGGAACAAACCAUUACUCCUGUUUAUGUUCCUCAGCAGGUAGGUCAGUUUGGGUUUUAUCAUGAACUAUUUCACAGCAUGGACACUAUAUUAUAAUGUGUGAGAAUUCAGCAUUUUGUUUGGCACGAUUUACUGAGUUCACUUUUACUGAAAUAAAUAUCAACCUACCUGUGAAAA
This is a messenger RNA of Bombina bombina (fire-bellied toad), 2457 nucleotides long. Its product is annotated as inositol-trisphosphate 3-kinase B. Gene Ontology annotation, biological process: inositol phosphate biosynthetic process. Gene Ontology annotation, molecular function: inositol-1,4,5-trisphosphate 3-kinase activity; inositol tetrakisphosphate kinase activity. Gene Ontology annotation, cellular component: cytoplasm; nucleus. The record is from RefSeq and is a predicted model, not a curated record. Bases 232 to 1659 code for a protein of 475 amino acids. NCBI's taxonomy places the organism in Eukaryota, Metazoa, Chordata, Amphibia, Anura, Bombinatoridae. The transcript is spliced from 8 exons.